Pseudo-nitzschia multistriata is the source of this 3752-nucleotide messenger RNA. NCBI's taxonomy places the organism in Eukaryota, Bacillariophyta, Bacillariophyceae, Bacillariales, Bacillariaceae. The record is from the annotation of a GenBank genome assembly.
GAUCCGCACUGAACGAGCAGUAAACUUGCAGACUAAGAAUAAUCGGCCUCCAACAAUCCGUACCUCGUUUUAACGAGAGCGAUGAUGGGCGGGAUGGAGGUGGAGAUGAAGCUGAAAGGAGAGACGGAGAUGGAGACAGAUACAUCAUACUACUCAUACUGGCCCGAACCGUUCAUGGACUAUCAAGUAGAGUCAGGUCAACCUGGUCUGGAAUUUUACGCUUUUGUAGCUGCCUAUACGCUGUUAGCAUUUAUUUUGAUUGGUCCSAUAGUACUGUGGAUUCGAAACCAGAAACAAAGGGAAUUUGUGGACACAUCGCGCGAGUUCAACAAAGAAAAUUCAAACAAGGUAUACAAAGAUCAAAACGAAAACAGAAAACACCUGCCACGAGCAGAAGUGCCACAAGAGCCCCGAAAGCCACCAAGAAACGCAUUGGACAAUCACUGGUCAUUGGACAUGGUAACAAGAAAGAGUACAGAAAGGAAUGACUCUUCUACACAAGAAACCACAACAACGAGGCGUACUGGCAGUGAUCGUGACACAAUUAGGAAUGAACAGCCAAAGAAUUCAGUGAGGAGCCAAAUGCCAUCAUCAAGUGAUGAACAUGGUGAGCGUUUCUCGUCGAGGCUCUCGUCAUCAUCGUCCAUCGGUAUCGACAAAAGGGGUUCAUCAAGGACCAGCACUUCUUCCAGUAAGAGUCGUUCCCCCUCUAUACGAAAUGCUUUGCAGCGGCAGUUCCACCAAAGCUACCCAGACCAAGAUCCAGACUUUCAAAACCAUAUUGCUCACUUAUUUUCACAGCAGCCUUUAAACCAUGGAAUUCAGAGUCAAAUUAAGCAGAAAUCUUCAAGCAAUAACGUGAGGAAACAGCGACAGCAGCAACACGAACAUCAAGCAUUUCAACCAACAGCUUCGAAUCAACCCAGUAGCAGUAGUCGGAAUCACCAUGAUCCAAAUCGAACCAACGAAGUCUCUAGUAGCGUUCCCAGUGCAGCAACUACUAGUAAACUCUACCAACAUGGUGGUAACCCUUCCAACAAGGGGUUUUCAAGGCGAGUUUUGGAUGUCGGAGGGCGGCGCUGGAAAAAUCGGAGACCAAUUGGACGCGUUGACGUCAUCAAACGGAACUCGUCAUCCAUUGCAGAAAGUCAAAACAAUAGACUUAGCAACCUCAACCUCAACAGUACCAAUUUGAACACCCUUCCAAUUGUUCCACAAGAACAACACAGAGCACGCAGAGUUAUGAGCGAUGUGGCUAGUACUAUCCUAAGUGAGCAACAUCAUCAACUACAUCACCAGCCACAAAUUCAACUUGAUAUUUCCAUGAUGAAGCAGUUCAACCUCGAGCGACUUCAGUUACAGCAACAACUUUACCAGCAAUACAAUCUACCACAAGGUGAACAUCGACACAUGCUAGCAAUUCRACAGUAUGAACCGCGCUACAAUAUGGGAAGAAGUAGCCGAAGCUCUUCCGCCUCGGCCUUGUCUUCGAUCGUUGACGAUAUUUCUCCCAAUGAUGCUGCUGAUGCCAUGGAUCCAGGUCGGGGUAACCACUUCACUGAAACCGAUGAGAAAYACUUGUCUCAUCCGGAUAUGUCUGGUGGGCCCAAAGUUGGCCAGUCUCGGGCGGUUUGUGCUCCAAUAGAGGGAUUCUUGUCACUUGCCACUCCCGAUUUUGAAAAAUGGAACGUAUUGGUCAAAUCUGUACCCCUUACAUUGGGAGCUUGCUCGGAAGCACUAUUUCGGCUGAUCACAAUAGCGUUUAUUUCCCAAAAACUUGGAACUGAGUCAAUGAUAGGUGCGUUCGUAAAAUUGAAGUAUUAUUCAGCGAAGAUAUUUUCGAAUUUGUUUUUAAUGAACAUGCUUGUUUUUGAAUUUUAAUGCGAAGCAUACUUGCUGGUUGGACUUUUUGUACGACUUACCAGCGAAGAACUAGCGGGUGCCAUUAUCGAUGCGCUCUCCUCCUUUGUCCAAGCCUCUAUGGACAGGACGGAUGUUGAGGCCAAGGAUAGAAGCUACAUGGCGGGACAAUACAUCCAAUUGGGGUUCAUAGUACAAGUCAUGCUGAACAUCCCCCUUCUUUUGGUAUGGGCUAUUUUUAUGCCGCAGUUUGUGAUGUGGCUGGUCAACAAUCGCGAAAUUGCUAACAUUGCCGGGAGUUAUGCAAGCAUCGUAGUCGCUUCUUACAUGGUCCAAGCACUCAGCCGAACGCUGACGGUUGUUUUCCAAAUUCGUGGUCACCAACACUUCGAAUCCGUCAUCGAUCUUGUAGCAGCGGUUAUUCAAGUGGUUGCUAUUGCUUGCAUUUUAGUUUUGGUCGAUGGAGUCAACUUGAACACCGUGGCGUAUAUACAAGGUGAGUUGUGAUAAUCUCGAUGUGGGUUGCAUCAUGUGCUGCUUGCUUCUGACAGCGAUGUCAACGUUUCUGAUAUGUUUUUUUUCUAGUUUUGAUCACUGUGUCGUCGGCAAUAAUGAAAAUAACCUACCCGCAAGCUAGGGGCUGGAUGCAACCGUACCAUAAAGGUAUCUUUCAAAAUGUGGCACUGUGGAACUACAAGUUUGGGAUUUUUCACCUUUUUAAAGCUGUGGUGCCGCUCUUUAUCGGGGGUGUGCUGGAGUAUGGGGAAUGGGAAAUUUUAACACUUUGUAUACGGAGCUUAGGACCUGCCGAAGGUAAAUGAUGCACUCGUUAAUUGGUCUGCACAUCACAUAGAACACGAAUAUUUCUUACGUUUGUUUUGACUCGUUUCAUUGUUUGGACUCAAAAACAAACAGUUGCGACAUGGGCUUUGCUGGGAUUGCUUUGGGACUUCUUUGAAGCUUUGAUCGAGGGAUUAGCCGAGGCGGCGGCUAACAAGAUAUGUUAUCUGCUCUCAGCGGGCCAGGUUGAUCGUGCGAAAAACCUUUCGUACAGCGCCAUAUAUAUGGCCGUCAUCCAGUCGGUCAUGGUCACUUCGACGCUCUACAUGACAGGACAGUACCUGGCCGUUCUCUUCACCUCCGAUCCCGCUAUGCAGCACAUUAUGAACAACACCAUUGCCAUGAUCGGUGUUGCCAACAUCAUCAUGGCUUAUUCUCGCAUUAGCUGGUCCGUGGUUGGGUCGCAGGGAAGGUACCAGCUGGCAACGUUUGUGGUCUUCUUUUCGAGGUGGUUUGUGACCAUGCCCUGCGCACUGGUUUCCAUCUUCGUCUUUCGCUUCGACCUGAACGCCGUGGCCGGUUCGCUGGUCGUGGGUUACGCCACCGCGUGCAGCGCUCUCACCGUGGUCGUUUUGAGCAGCGACUGGGAUCGACUGGUGAGAUUGAGGCAAGCCAUGAACCUGCCGGCCCCGAUGGAUUUCGAUGCCGGAGAUCCGAAGAGACCCGGGGAAGGCGCCGGAAGCGACGGCGAUGGAAUGGUUCCAAACCCCGCCCUGGAGGUAAUGAACCUGGACGAUUUCGACGACAGCGACGACGACAGCGAUGGCUUCGGAUUSGGGGACUAUACAAAUGCCAACGAGGACGACAGCGCUCCGACCGAAGCUGCGUCGAAAAAAUCGGAUGCCCGACGGGCCAAGGGUGUGCAGGACGCACCGGAAAGAAAGGGUUCCGAACGGCGGUAGCGGAGUUCGAUGCCAGCCUGCCCUUGAAAAGGAUACGUGCCAAUGGUGUUUCGUUUGUUACAAUAGAAGUGGGAAAAAAUAAUCGCACAACCCCGCCAAAUCAAGUAAGUGUACUACUAGCUCAGAACGGAAUAACCGAUUUAGAAAGUU